AUCAGCACAGUGAAGUUUCUGUUGUGAAAUCGUCAGUCUCUCUGUCUCACUGCAGCAAGAAUGGCUUCAAAAGUAUGGUCAGAGGAUCAGUUUAGCUGUUCAGUGUGUCUGGAGAUAUUGAAGGACCCAGUCACUAUUCCAUGUGGACACAGUUACUGUAUGGGGUGUAUUAAGAACUGCUGGGAUCAGACUGAUCAUACAGGUGUCUACAGCUGCCCCCAGUGCAGAGAGACCUUUACCCCAAGGCCUGAUCUGCGCAGAAACACCAUGCUGGCUGAAGUUGUGGAGGAAUUAAAGAAGACAGGACUCAAUCCUCCUCCUGCUCAAAGUUAUGCUGGACCUGGAGAUGUGCCGUGUGAUUUCUGCACUGGGAGAAAGUUCAAAGCUGUGAAAUCCUGUUUGACGUGCCUGGCCUCUUACUGUGAAACACACAUCAAGCCACACUAUGAGGGGGCUGCUUUCAAGAGGCACAAGCUGAUCAAUGCAAUUGGAGAUCUGGAGCAGAAGCUUUGUCCUGAACACCAGAAGGUUUUGGAGGUCUUCUGUAGAACCGAUCAGACGUGUAUUUGCUUGUUGUGUACACAAGAUGAACACAAGAGCCAUGAGACAGUCUCAGCUAAGAAAGAAAGGACUGGGAAACAGAAGCAGCUGGGAGAGACACAGACAGAAAUACAACAGAGAAUCCAGGAGAGACUGAAAGAAAUUGAGGAGCUGAAACAGACUGUGGAGUCACUGAAAAGAUCUGCAUGCAUAGAAAUAAAGGAAAGUGAGAAGAUCUUUACUGAGCUGAUCCGAUCCAUUGAGAAGAUCCACACUGAGGUUAUUGAGCUGAUUGGAGCUAACGAGAAGGCUGCAGUGAAUCAGGCUGAAGGACACAUGAAGAAACUGGAGCAGGAGAUUGCUGAGCUAAGGAGGAGAAACGCUGAUCUGAAACAGCUUUCAGAGACAGAGGAUCACAUCCAUUUUCUCCAGAAUUUCCAGCCUCUCUGUGCCCCUCCUGAAGCUGGAGACUUACCCAGCGUUACUGUCAAUACAGACAUCUCUUUUGGGGCUGUGAGGAAAGCUGUAUCUGAACUUAAAGGCCAUAUUGAGGACUUCUGCAAGGGGGAAUUAGUCAAAAUAACCAAAACAGUGAAUGAAGUUGCAGUUUACAGUCUGCAGGCUCCAGAGCCAAGGAACAGAGCUGAGUUUUUAAAAUAUUCCUGUCAGCUCACACUGGACCCCAACACAGCGCAUAGAAACCUCUGUCUGUCUGAAGGGAACAGAAAGGUGACAUGCAGGAGAGAGACCCAGCGAUAUCCUCAUCACCCAGAGAGAUUUGAGAGCUAUACCCAAGUGCUUUGCAGAGAGGGUUUGUCUGGGACUCGCUGCUACUGGGAGAUUGAGUGGAGUGUGGUAGGGGCUGAUAUAGGAGUCACAUAUAAAGGAAUCAGCAGGAAAGGAAGGGAUCAUUCCUGUAGCCUUGGAUACAAUGACAAGUCCUGGAGUUUGUGCUGCUCUGGUUCCAGUUACACUGCCUGGCACAAUAACAAUCACACUGCAAUAACUGCCCCCCGCUCCCCCAGAAUAGGAGUGUAUCUGGACUUUAAUGCCGGCACGCUGUCGUUUUAUGGCGUCUCUGACACAAUGACCCUCCUGCACAGAUUCCAAACCACAUUCACUGAGCCGCUCUAUCCUGGGUUUAGGCUUCAGUGGUUUCUUGAUUCCAGUGUAACAAUCUGCCAGCUGAACUAGACUGUUUUGUGUUGUAAGAAACCCUUUGUAUUGAACUCCCUGUCUGUCCUCUCCACUCCUCGGGUGAAGGGAAUGUUCAAUCUGACACAACUUUGGAUGAAAGUUAGGGGGUAAAACGGCGCCACCUGCAGAGCGAAACGAGGUCAGUACCUGUAUGUCCCUGAGAAGAAUGGAGAGUGUCUCCGUGUGACCGAUGAAGAGGAGAAGACUGCCAUUCUCAAUGAAGGUCACGCAGGACACUUCAGCUCAUGGGUGUGUGGACAAGGGGGUGGGGGGAGCCCCAGAAUUAGGAGUUAUUUGUUUUAUUGUGUUGGACAGCACACGUGGAGGGGUGAUGAGGUGAUGGACACAGCCAGGCUCUGCUACGUAGACAGUACCCACAGGUGGGAGGUUUGUAUGCUGUCACCAGCCUGACACAGCUGACCUCCUUCAGCUCACCGGCUCAGGGAUUUGUACAGAUUCUCAAUGUGUCUUGCAAUCACUGGGUCACGGUAAGUAACACAGGCUGUGAGGAAGGUACUUUAAAUGUGUUUGACUCUUUGGGAAUUAAUAAUAAGCAUGAUUUCUGUUCCCAGGUGGUAUCACUGCUGCAGUUCAGUGGAAAGACAGUUCUGAUCGGGUGGCCACAUGUACAGCAGCAGCAGGGAUGGAGGGACUGUGGACUGUUUACCAUCCCAAACAGCCUCACACUCUGCAUGGGUGGAGAUCCAGGUAAGUUAUAUUAUGAUCAAAAGCAAAUGUGUGAUCAUCUUUUUUCUUGUUUUGUAGCUGGAUCUCUUCCUCCUUUCCCGAGCUGUGAGAGAACCCCCCUCCCAGAGGUACAUUUCUGUGAUGUGGAGACCAGACAGGAUUGCACUGGAGCUGAUGGUGGAAUGCAGGAGGUGUGGUGAAUGGUUCCAUGGCCAGUGUGAAGAUCUACAGCCAGAUGCCCUCAUAAGCAUGGAGGUGUGUAUGUGCUGCAUUUGGAUUAGUAUAUUAUACUAACACUUCAAUGUGGUAAUGCCUGUCAAGCAACAUUACCAUCAUUUACAGCUAUUCACAUAUGUAUUGUUAAUAAGGCUCAGUGUCUUCAGUGUUUAUUUUUCAUGAGCGCACAAACUACUUAUUUUAAAGAAUUUAUUUUUUUCAGCAGACCCUGAUUCUGUAUUGAGACCUUUUUAUUUGGAGAAAUAUUGCAGCUGCUUUUGCACUUUCGUUUUUAAUUGGUAUGGUAGUCUUAGUUUCUGAGCUACUGAAUUAUUGCCUGACUUGAGUAUUUCCAGGGCAGAGAUAUCCAAAGUAAACUGGAUGUCAGUUCUAACACCCACCUUGUUUAAUGUAGUUAUAUUGAACCAGCUGGGGAGGGGCUGAUUCACUGUAUUGAAGUGAAAUUGUGCCAAAUAAGGUGUGUGUAACAUGAUAUAAAAGUACAGUAGAUGUAAUUCUGAAGUGAUAAACAACUUCACAUUUUACGUGUACAUGUUUCAGACAUUAAUGCUUCAAUUUCAAAUUCGAUUUCCAUUCCUAUUAACUGAUAUUACACAAUGACAUAUUAUAAAAGUUAACAGUAUGAAAUGUCCGUAUGAUUUACUGAUAACACAUAUAAAUUGGUGAUGUCAUUUUUAGACAGGCAUCCUCUUUAAAGUCCUUCUUUUUUUGUGGGUUAUGUGAGAAGGCAUUUUAAAGUUCUGUUAAACCAGCUCCUAACACCCCACUCCAUAGGUCAGGACCUUGACAU
This is a messenger RNA of Acipenser ruthenus (sterlet), 3451 nucleotides long. RefSeq names its product tripartite motif-containing protein 16-like. Gene Ontology annotation, molecular function: zinc ion binding; protein binding. The transcript has 7 exons. Bases 61 to 1734 code for a protein of 557 amino acids. The record is from RefSeq and is a predicted model, not a curated record. Lineage: Eukaryota; Metazoa; Chordata; Actinopteri; Acipenseriformes; Acipenseridae.